AAGGCGGCGGUGACGCCAGCCGGGCCCAGUGUUGGCGCACGCACGCCUUAGUCCCUGCACUUGCCAGGCAGAGGCCGGAGGACCGGCGCAAAGAGAGAGUUCUAGUUUGGCCUUCAUUAGCGAGGCCCCUUUCUCACCCCGGCCCUAAUAGGAAAGGGGGGCUGGGCGUCCUGAGGAAGAUUCACCGGAUGCAGAAUCCACGGCUUGCAGCUGGAACCCUACAUGGAUGAGAACUUCAUCUCAAGAGCCUUUGCCACCAUGGGGGAGACUGUGAUGAGCGUCAAAAUUAUCCGAAACCGUCUCACUGGAAUCCCAGCUGGCUACUGCUUUGUGGAAUUUGCAGAUUUGGGCACAGCCGAGAAGUGUUUGCAUAAAAUUAAUGGGAAGCCCCUCCCAGGAGCCACACCUGCAAAACGUUUUAAGCUGAAUUAUGCCACUUAUGGGAAACAACCAGACAACAGCCCUGAGUACUCCCUCUUUGUGGGGGACCUGACCCCAGACGUGGACGAUGGCAUGCUGUAUGAGUUCUUUGUCAAAGUCUACCCCUCCUGCCGGGGAGGCAAGGUGGUUUUGGACCAGACAGGCGUGUCUAAGGGCUAUGGUUUUGUGAAAUUCACAGAUGAAUUGGAACAGAAGCGAGCCUUGACGGAGUGCCAGGGAGCUGUGGGACUGGGGUCUAAACCUGUGCGGCUGAGUGUGGCCAUCCCUAAAGCGAGUCGUGUAAAGCCAGUUGAGUACAGCCAGAUGUACAGUUACAGCUACAACCAGUAUUACCAGCAGUACCAAAACUAUUAUGCCCAGUGGGGCUACGACCAGAACACCGGCAGCUACAGCUACAGCUACCCCCAGUAUGGCUACACACAGAGCACCAUGCAGACAUAUGAAGAGGUUGGGGAUGAUGCAUUGGAAGACCCAGCACCACAGCUGGAUGUGACUGAGGCCAACAAGGAGUUCAUGGAGCAGAGUGAGGAACUGUAUGAUGCGCUGAUGGACUGUCACUGGCAGCCCCUGGACACCGUGUCUUCAGAGAUCCCGGCCAUGUUGUAGCCACGACAUAGGACGGACGGUUAUCAGGGCAGCAGUUUUUUUUUUCUUUUUUGGCAAAGCUUUUAUCUUGUUGAAAAUUAUUUGUACGAUUUUAAUAAAUUACCGAGGUUUCCUGAGGUUGUGAGCCAGUUCA
Messenger RNA from Peromyscus leucopus (white-footed mouse), 1180 nucleotides. It is a transcript of the gene Trnau1ap, whose product is annotated as tRNA selenocysteine 1 associated protein 1. Gene Ontology annotation, cellular component: nucleus. Gene Ontology annotation, molecular function: tRNA binding. The transcript is spliced from 9 exons. NCBI's taxonomy places the organism in Eukaryota, Metazoa, Chordata, Mammalia, Rodentia, Cricetidae. Gene Ontology annotation, biological process: selenocysteine incorporation. The record is from RefSeq and is a predicted model, not a curated record. Bases 223 to 1047 code for a protein of 274 amino acids.